Messenger RNA from Lathyrus oleraceus (garden pea), 2232 nucleotides. RefSeq lists its product as uncharacterized. Gene Ontology annotation, cellular component: membrane. Bases 250 to 1599 code for a protein of 449 amino acids. Gene Ontology annotation, molecular function: molybdate ion transmembrane transporter activity. The record is from RefSeq and is a predicted model, not a curated record. Gene Ontology annotation, biological process: molybdate ion transport. NCBI's taxonomy places the organism in Eukaryota, Viridiplantae, Streptophyta, Magnoliopsida, Fabales, Fabaceae. The transcript is spliced from 9 exons.
UUUUUAAUUGCCAAAUCUGUUCAAACAUAUUUUUACGUCUCCAUUACAAGGAGAAGUUACUCUACUCUCUGAACCUUCGCUCACCGAUCAAAUCCAUCUACCCCUCGGUUUCACAGUCACUCUCAUGAUCUCGACGCGCUCUCAAUUGCAACAAAUCACGAUCUAGGGUUUACUUUGGAUCCAAACGGAAUGUAAACACAUCGCAUUCUCUCUUCGCGCGUCUUUCAAACCAGAACUAUAAAAACGCCAAUGGGAGUCGUUAUCGAGAGUUCCGUUUGGGAACUGAAUCCAGCAAUAUUCCUCUUCCUCUCCGUUUGUUGCUGCUUCUCGAUCUUUCUUUAUCCUCAUCUCUCCAGUCUCAACAGAACCUCCACAAUCUUCGACCAUGGAAUCUCUUCAUCGUUUACUAGUUUCCAGCGGAACUUCCUCUUCGUCUACUCUCUCGCUUCAGUUGUGGAAGGUCUGUGGUCAGUGUUUGGGGAGUUCGAGUUAGCUUCGUAUGGAAUUGGAAGGGAGGAGAUGAUCAUGUCUCUCUGUUACGGUUAUACAACUGCUCUUUUUGCUGCUCCUUUCCUUGGCAUGCUCUCAGAUUUGAUAGGUCACAAGAAAGUUUGUUUGAUCUAUUGCAUCCUACACUUCUUAGUUGGUGUUUGGAAGAAGAUUACGCAACAACCAAGCAUUUUCAUGACUAGCAUUUGUCUCUCUAUGGCCAAUACAAUAUUCUCAUUCAGUUUCGAGACUUGGAUGGUCACUCAACAUGAGAAGCAAGGACACAGGCUUGAUUCACUUAAUGACACAUAUUGGUUAAUGACUUUCUUUGAGUCUGCAUGCUUUAUUGCCAGCCAAAUGUUGGCAAAUGGUCUGGUUGGUAAUAGUAUGAUGAAAAACACCGCUCCUUCCUCUGCAGUCAUCUUCUUAGCAAUCAUAUGCUUCAUUUUUCUCACCAGAGGAUGGACAGAAACUCCAGGAGCAACUUCUUUUAAGGAGUAUAGUCUGUCCUUCUAUGCAUAUAUUUUUGGUGAUAAAAGGAUAUGGCUGUUGACAGUGGCACAAGCUUGCCUUCACUUCUCCAUUGGAAUUUUGUGGAUCCUUUGGGCACCAACAGUGGUGGCUGAUGGCCGAGAAGUGCAACUAGGAUUGAUAUAUCCAUGCUUUUUGGGCUCAAGGAUGCUAGGAAGCACUGUGUUUCCUUGUCUUACUAGUGGACCAUCAUCAUUUAGAAUUGAGGACUGCCUAGUAUAUGCCUACAUCACAUUGGCUGCUCUUUUGUCUAUUGUGGCAUAUGACUAUCAGGAAAUCGGAGUUUUGGUGACACUUUUUAGCCUAUUUCAUGCUUGUGUUGGCUUCAUUUUACCAUCACUUGCUCGAUUGAGGACGAUGCAUGUACCUAAUGAAUUGCGUGGAGGGAUGAUGGGGCUCUCUCUUGCCCCUGCAAAUGCUGCAAUUCUGCUAUCUGUGGUGCAAGGUGGCUAUUAUCGAAAUGUUGGAAAUGCAGCUUUAAUGGCGUUUGGUGUGUUUGGUUUGUUGUUAGCAGCUGGAUGUAUGUAUGCCCUGAAGCAAUGUGGGAAGCAACCGUAUAACAACUGGCAUAAACAGUGAACAUAUAUACCCGUUUUACCGGAUUUGGUAGUGGUGGAUGUCAGUCUCUCUCUUCUCUUACUCUCUGAAGAAAAAAGAUUAAUAAUUUAGAUGAUGAAAAUGCAGGCAAGAGGAAAAAGAAACCAGAGAAACACAACAUCAACUACUAGUGAAUGCUAAACUUGAAUGAGAUUGGGAUAUACCUUCUGUAAGGAGACUGAACAACAAAAUCUCAGUUUAAUUAAUUCUUUGAAUUCAGUCUGUGAUACCGAGUUCUCUUCUAAUUCAAGUUAUGGAGGUCUAAUGGGCUUAUGAUUCCGCCUAUAAAUUAUAGCUUGUAUACUUUACAGCCUGUGUUUGCUUUUGGAAGCUAUAAUCAACUGCACAAGCAUCUCAAAAUGCUAUCAGAAUCUAUAUACGGCGAGACAUACCAGUUUCUCUGAAAGACAGGAAGGGCACAUGAAGACCAUGAGGUGAAAAUUAAUUUUUUUUGUUUAGGCUUUGUCAGCGUUAGUAAUGUAUUAUCAUGGAGUGGGUUCGUUAGUAAUGUAUCUUUUUGUGUAUGUUUGGUAAUGAGUUUUGAACCACAAUAUCACAUCCUAAUGCAAAUUUGAUGUGAUCUCAAAAAAGUUAUAAAUUGGAGCUUCUAGUUAA